AUGUGCAUCGGAUACUUCUACGCCAAAUACUACGAGGUUCCGAGGUACGAGCCUCUAAGAGACGACGAAGGCGGUACGGAAAACGAUAUUGGGGUUUGGCCACGAAGACUCCUCCACGUCCCGACAAUGACAUCUUACGAGUGGCAACCUGGCAACCGGUAUGGACGAUACACAAGCCCAAAGUACAACGCUCUCUCGUAUACUUGGGGACGAUUUGCACUGGGGAUUGGCGAGAAAACGCAUGUCCGGGGUCUGAGGGUCAAUGGGAUCACGUGGGAUAUACCGCGCAUUGAUCCCGAAACACAUUUCAGCGUGGAAGCGUUCGAGAAGGUUAUUCGGCAAGCGGUCAAGGAUCACAUGUAUCACAAUCGCUGGUCCGCCAGACAGCGAGACUUGAGGUUCCUAUGGCUGGAUAUCGCUUGCAUUGACCAGACCUUCCCACGAUGGGCCACUCUCGAGAUCGGCAGACAAGCAGCAAUUUUCGGGAGGGCAAAUCGCGUCUAUGUGUGGUUAAGCCAUCAUCAAACGAACGGCUUGAAAAGCUGUCUUAGCGGUAUCCUUAGUGCCAGCGACAAAGCAUACCCGUCCACCGACGAUUUGAGGACAGCAUCACCGCCAAACGUAAGAGAUUUUGCGGGAGAUUGGGUGCAAAACAUGACGUUGGCGCUACACUCUUUACUUGCCGACCCAUAUUUUAGCUCACUUUGGACUCUUCAAGAAGGAUAUCUUAGUCCUGGAGCCAUCCUCAUGUCCCAAGAAGCUGAUACCAUUAUUGAAAAGAACGAGUCGAGUGUCACCCUAUACGACCUUGCGCGCUCACUUGGACGAAUUCACAGAAGGUGCGUGACGUUGAUAGAGGUCGAUUCCAAUCAACGUGACGCAUUUUGGCAUCUUGCGGAGAGGAUUGUCAAGAGUGGCAUCGGCCUGUAUAUCAUGGCACAGCCGAUGGUGUUGUACGGGAUUUCACGAUAUCGGCGCACGACGUACCCACAGGACAGAAUAUACGGGAUCCAACAAGUCUUCGAUUUUAGACUGGGUCGCACAAAUCCAUCCUCGGAUCCUAACCGUUCAUAUACCCUUGAGGAGCUCGAAGAUGAGCUUGGUAAAAAGUUGCUGGAGACUUGGCCAUCAAUGAGUCAGCUCUUUGUUCACUCUAUGAUUCCAUCAAUUGGGAGAGGGUGGCACAUGACCAAUGAGUCUGUGAUCCCUUCUUUUGGCCAUAAUGGUCGACAAGUGCCCUCUGGAUUCCUACGCGCAUGCAGACUAUUGACAGCAGACCACAACGGCGCUACCUGGGGCUUUGUGAAGGGUCUCUCCUGCACCUUCGGACGUAUGAAGGACGCCUGGAGAGAGCUUUAUGGGUAUAAAGACAAUUAUCAGCACGGAAACGUGGUAUUUUGCCACAGGAUCGCGCUUGACGAAGAACUUCGUGCACAGCUCCCGGGAAUACCGAUGAUAUGCCCUCCAGCUGGGCGAGUGCAACACGACCUUGCAGAAGCAAUUGCAGAUUUAGAGAUAGGUACCCAGCUCCGUGUCAUACUUCUCGAUGGUAUUGAGCCUAGUCAGAAUUGGGCAACCUACUACGGCAUCCUUGUGCUCUUUCAGGAGAAGGAGGGAACAAGAUAUUGGCACAGACUCGGCAUUUGUCAGUGGAUUACUGUAGAAGAACUUGACGACAAUGAAGCGGUGCCUUUUCUACGCGGUAUUGGGCCUGAUUGGCAGGAAGUGGAAGGGCUUUACACCUAA
Molecule: messenger RNA, 1746 nt
Organism: Trematosphaeria pertusa
Lineage: Eukaryota; Fungi; Ascomycota; Dothideomycetes; Pleosporales; Trematosphaeriaceae
Exons: 1
Coding region: 1-1746 (581 amino acids)
Source: RefSeq, a predicted model, not a curated record